CCCGAGAGGUGGGAGUCGGGGCGAAGCUCUCGCGGGGGCAGGGGCAGCUCUGCCACUCCGGAAUCCUGACAUGGGGAGAGGAGUGACGGCCCGCGGUGUCACCUCCAGUGGCGACCCGCUCCGGCACAGGAUGAACCAGCAGUGGAAGAGAAAAUCCUGCCAACUGGCUGAGUGAAGAUGCUGUUUUAGUUUUGUGACAGGCAUCUGUGGGGUCUGUAAUAGGAAUGAAUGGCAACUUGGAUAUUCAUGUCAUUUUUCCCCUUGGUCUUGCAUGAUUGUAACGGGUGUGGAGCUUUGGUGAUUACAAAGUGUAUUUUUGACUCUUUUCACAUAAGUUUUAUAAACUCUGAUUUGCAGGAUGGCUGGCUGUGGUGAAAUUGAUCACUCAAUAAACAUGCUUCCUACGAACAGGAAAGCGAAUGAGUCCUGUUCCAAUACUGCACCUUCUCUGACUGUCCCUGAAUGUGCCAUUUGUCUGCAAACAUGUGUUCACCCAGUCAGCCUGCCUUGUAAGCAUGUUUUCUGCUAUCUGUGUGUAAAGGGAGCGUCAUGGCUUGGAAAACGAUGUGCCCUCUGCCGACAAGAAAUUCCCGAGGAUUUCCUUGACAAGCCAACCUUAUUGUCACCAGAAGAACUCAAGGCAGCAAGUAGAGGAAAUGGUGAAUAUGCAUGGUAUUAUGAAGGAAGAAAUGGAUGGUGGCAGUAUGAUGAGCGCACUAGUAGAGAGCUGGAAGAUGCUUUUUCCAAAGGUAAAAAGAGUACUGAAAUGUUAAUUGCCGGGUUUCUGUAUGUUGCUGAUCUUGAAAAUAUGGUUCAGUACAGGAGAAAUGAACAUGGACGUCGCAGGAAGAUUAAACGAGAUAUAAUAGAUAUACCAAAGAAGGGAGUAGCCGGACUUAGGCUGGACUGUGAUGCUAAUACCGUAAACCUCGCAAGAGAGAGCUCUGCUGAUGGAGCGGACAGUGUAUCAGCACAGAGCGGAGCUUCUGUUCAGCCUCUAGUGUCUUCUGUAAGGCCCCUGACGUCAGUAGAUGGUCAGUUAACAAGCCCUGCAACACCAUCCCCUGAUGCAAACACUUCUCUGGAAGACUCUUUUGCUCAUUUACAACUCAGUGGAGACAGCAUAGCUGAAAGGAGUCAUAGGGGGGAAGGAGAAGAAGAUCAUGAAUCACCAUCUUCAGGCAGGGUACCAGCAGCAGACAUCUCCAUUGAAGAAACCGAAUCAGACGCCAGUAGUGAUAGUGAGGAUGUAUCUGCACUUGUUGCACAACACUCCUUGACCCAACAGAGACUUUUGGUUCCUAAUGCAAACCAGACAGUAUCAGAUCGAUCAGGAACUGAUCGAUCAGUAGCAGGGGGUGGAACAGUGAGUGUCAGAUCUAGAAGGCCUGAUGGACAGUGCACAGUAACUGAAGUUUAAAUAAAUUAAGUCUUCAGCUCCAUGCUCAAGGUGAUCUGUAAAUUUUUGCCCACGUAACCUUACACACUCAUCCCUAGUAGUGCAUUUCGGGAGUUGGGGUGGGAAGGGGUAUGGGAAGGAUAGGCCUGUAAUUAAAGCGUCUAACAUGUCUCUGUUGAGAAAUUUAUUUAAUGUAAGGAACUGGGGUGUUAAUAGUUGUGAGCUCUUUAGUAAUAACCCAGUUUUCUUGAGGCCUGUUUAUUUUAUAGUUUUUAAAAAAAUUUCUUCAGUUCUUUUGGCCAGCGUCUGUGUAUUAUCUGUGCAUUGACAGUCCCAUCUGACUCUUGCAUUUUGUCUUUUUUUUUCUGCAUGGAUUGACAUAAAACCAUUACUAAAAUUUGGCACCUAUGAGAUGUCUGGUAUCAGUAUGAACAGGAAGCUUAAUUAAUGUGAGAAUAGAUGACUAACAACUAUUUAAUAGUAGUCACUGAGCUGGACAUGUAAAGACACCAGCUGAUACCUUAGGAUUCGGAAUCCCGUCUGUAGCUCACUCAUGGCACCCCAUGGGCUUUGCUGUCUAGUCCUCGUAGUUUGAGGUUCUCUUGAUUUGCAUUGUUCUUUGAUUACAGAAUUUAUAAUUUAAUAAAUACUAGAGUUUAUCAAAAA
Molecule: messenger RNA, 2065 nt
Organism: Equus quagga
Lineage: Eukaryota; Metazoa; Chordata; Mammalia; Perissodactyla; Equidae
Gene: RNF146
Product: ring finger protein 146
Exons: 4
Coding region: 359-1420 (353 amino acids)
Biological process (GO): Wnt signaling pathway; ubiquitin-dependent protein catabolic process
Cellular component (GO): cytoplasm; nucleus
Molecular function (GO): ubiquitin protein ligase activity; zinc ion binding; poly-ADP-D-ribose binding
Source: RefSeq, a predicted model, not a curated record